UUCACUUUGCAGUACUGUAUGUACACUUGUUUUUUAGCUUUAGCUGCAGGAGUGAGAACAUUGUUCAGACAGUGUGACAGUCAAUAAAGUCAUAAUAAAGAAACAAUUAUUAAAAUAAAGUGGAGAAACUAGCAACUCAGGGCAUCUACAAAAACGUAUUUUCAUCCACAGUGAUAAUACAAUCUCACAGCCAGAUGGUUUGGAUCCUUCUCUUCGUCCUGAUUUCAUCUGAUUGUGGGUUCCGUCAAGCCGGUUCGGAAACGACGGGGCGAGUUCGUAACAAACAGAACUUUACAGGAACGUUUGGAGCAGUCUUGACUUCAAACCUCUACCAGACAGAAGAGCAGAGCAACAUAACCUUCAGAUGGGACAGUCAGAAGAAAACAGACUUGUCUCAGGCAAACCUAAUUUGUGGUUUUGAGUCAAAUUCCCUUAAGAUUAUACAUGAACUGAAAACAGGCGUUGAGUUGUCAGAUUCUCAGCAUCAGCAGUUUUCAGGACGGGUCCAUUUGGACAAAGAUGCUCUGAGACAAGGGCAAAUCAGGCUUCAUGUGUCCACAGUCACAGCUAAUGACUCUGGGAAGUAUAGGUGUGAUUUGGCUGCAAAUUAUGAUGAGAACCAGAAGAAAUGGGAGAUAAUGGCCAUUGUACGGUUUGUCCUGGAUGUUUCCCCGAAAACUAGAAAACAGGAAAUUAGUGGCAGUCCUGCAUCCUCAGUUACUGCAGGUACAAAACAGGACAAACCGCAGCAGAGAGAUGUUUGGAUCAAACUUAUAGUUGUAACAGGAGCAUCCAUCCUAGUUUAUCUGAUCUACAUGUGCUCUGAGAAAAUGGUUUCAGAAACAAAGAAAAAGCGAGAAACAAAGGACUGAAAAAACUUAAAACUUAAAGAAGCAAAUACAAUUUGCAUGCAACAGACUCUUCUUGAUGUGGUGGUGCAGCGGCCGCAUUACUGCAGCCGCUGCACCGAUCCGUCUGUAAAUCUCCUUCCUUCCCUCACUCGUGAACAAGACCCCAAGAUACUUGAACUCCUCCACUUUGGGCAGGAACUCUCCUCCAACCUGGACAGAGCAGCCCACCUUUUUCCAGUCGAGAACCAUGGCCUCAGAUUUGGAGGAACUGAUUCUCAUCCCAGCCGCUUCACACUCAGCUGCAAUAGGCCCCAGUGCACGCUGGAGGUGCUGGCCGGAUGAAGUCAAAAGAACAACAUCAAAAAGCCAGACAAUCUUGUGGUCGUCAAACCAGACACCCUCCGGCCCCUGGCUGCGCCUACCAAGCUCCUGCUCCGGUUGUACAGAGACCAAACAGUCCUUAGCAAAGAGCCUUGGACUCUAUACUCCAGGAAUAGCCCCCACAAGAUGCUACGAGGAACGCGGUCGAAUGCCUUCUCCAAGUCCACAGAACACAUGUUUUGCCAAACCAGACUGGCUUUCUCAAGCACCCUGCUGAGGGUGUAAAGCUGGUUCCACGAACAGAAUGACCUCGCAUCAGGUCAUGAGUGACUCUGGGCUCAGAGGGAGAAAGGACGUGUUCCUCACCACAUGUUAUCCAAUAGUGACCAAUUAAGAGCUAGUCCUCACAUGGGAAAUAUGCAGACUAUGAACUGACGAAAGCAAGCACAGAUUAAAUGUUUUAUCUAAAGGCUGCAUAUUGUAAGACAGAUUCGCUGACUCUUGAUAAAUACCUUUGGAUAAGCUGAAGUUGUCAUCAUGACAUGAUGUGGUUUGUAUAAGAAUAAUAUUACUAUAUAAGAUAACAAUAAACUGCACAAACAAAGCUUUUUUUAAGAACCGUGCCACCCUCUGGACAAGCUGCAUAUUAUUUGAGCAACGCAUCAUGGUGUCAUUUAGUUUGGUACUAUAUGUUGUUAUUUGUUUAUACUGUAGCGGUUCCAGGUCGCAGGGCAUGAUGUGUUAUUGUGUUGAGUUAUGCAGCACCGUGAGGGAAGAAGUUGUUAGUUCAGAUCACCCUCAUGGUGCUGCAAGGGUCUUUGGUGUGUGGGAAAUAAAACUGACCAUCAGAGUACAUGCUCAGGUUGUGGCAAAAGACCAUCAUUCUUCUCUCUCCUUGCUGCUGAGUUGCCAGGGGCCUGCGAUGUGUGGGGCACAGGCACUCUUACUACUGUUAGCGCUCAGAGUAGCCUAGUUACUGUACUGUAGCUGCAGAAGUUAGCUAGGCCAGCGUUUUGAGUGCGCAUGUCAAUUGACCGACCCCGUGGUCGUCACAAUACUACUGUUCCAUUUCUGCAUUUGAUAAACUUGUGAACUUCUAGAACUCUGCAACCACAAAGUCUUUUUGUCUGCAUAUAGUGUCAUAAUGUAGGGGGCACUUGUGAGAUGUGAUUUGAGGUGUCAAAUUAGUGUAGGUCUUACUUAUGUGAUGUUUAUGAUUAAUGGAAAGCCCAGGGCUGGCUAUAAUGCUAACUACAUGCUACUGUAAUGGUCCGUUGUAUCAUUGUCUGUGCUUGAUGUACAUGAAGGACACUUAUACAGUGUUGUACCGUAGCUCUCAGCCCUGCUGUUUAAUUUGAUCUUACAUACUGUAUGUUUAUAUUCAUGCAUUUGUUUAUCCUGUAAAACAAACGUACCCCCUGUCAUGCACUGGCAAGGAUGCAGGGAACGAAGGACCCAAAUGCACAGCUCAGAGACAAAGCUUGAAUAAACUGUUCUUUAAUGGCAGUUGAAACAAGCAACGUUUCACUCAGAGUCAGACAGGCGAUGAUCAGGAACCGGCAAAGCGUUAAUCCAGGCAGAGGUACAGACAGGGAUGAAGCAAAGACGGGGUGAACAACAGGCUAAGAUCAAAACACAGCUUUACUUGAGUAUGGCAACGCUGGAGAGUCGGCACAGGUGUGUGGUCCAACAAUCUGGCAGGGAAGCAUAGCAUGACAGCGAACUAAAAUACGAGACUGACUACUGAGAGGCUACAGCUGGAGAGACACAGGACUGAACAUAAUCAAAAUAAAACAGGAAAUGGCAAAAAAAGUCCAGACUGUGACACCCCUGUUCAGGGGUGAAUGUGGCCAAUUAUUUUAUUAAUUUUUGGAGCUAGAGACUUUAUGUGUUGCGUGUUUUCUUUGACCUGUCUUCAACACUGUGAUGUCCGACACCACUGGAAAACUGCAGCAGCGUCAAAAGGCUUUAGCUUCACUCCCAGAAACAGGUUGAAUCUGUCCCUGAAACCUAGCGUCUAAUACCCAGGCGGGUCGAUAAAGCUGCUUGCUUUGCUUACCUGAGUCUUUUCUUUUAGUAGUUUGCUUCGGUUUUGGACUCAUGCUCACUUAUUUUCACUAUUGUCGCUAUGCUGGAGGAACAGUGCUACUGUGCAAACAAAGACAAGCAGCUAAUUGAAACAAUCAGCAGCGCUGUCAAUGUGCUUGACAGCGAGAGGAGCAAACCAGCUACUGUACGCGUGAAAACAGUUCCUGGUGAUGUGCACUACAUCAUAUGAUGAUCAACGGCAGUGUCAAAACAUUGUAUAUUGGCUCUACGAGUAUCGUAGAUUGCAAAGACAACAAAGCUAUCAUGUAAAUACAACAAUUAUCAUAUAUCUGGCAUCAGUACUCCACUGAGAAGUGCUCUGGGAGAGAGUGUGCUGGCGCAUGGGUCGAGCGAGCGACAACUCGUUCCUUUGUGUCUGCCACAGGACCUCCUCCCAUGGCCCUGCCGCUCUCGGCAUCCCAGAGGCUGGCCACAGCCUCCCCUCAGGGCCUGUAGACGCGCAAGAUCAGGAGGCCCAAGUAGGCGCGCAGAUCAAUCUCGUCCAUCCCUUUCCAGCGAUCCCCGAGCUUUCGCGAGCCCACCAGGUUGGUGUUCACUAGGAUGUUCCUUUCUACGGCCGAGGUCACAAACAUGCGGAUGGUCGAUUCCAAGUCGACGGCCUGAGCCGUCGCAUACUCUGUGGGUCCCAAGACAGGAUGAGGGGCAGUGGGUGCGUUUCCUGUUCCCUUUUUUUGCAAAACACUGUGGACCAUUUUAUUUUCCCAUCUUAAGAAAUAAAAGUUUCAUCAUCA
This is a messenger RNA of Betta splendens (Siamese fighting fish), 4012 nucleotides long. RefSeq lists its product as uncharacterized. Gene Ontology annotation, cellular component: external side of plasma membrane. The coding region runs from base 195 to 872 and encodes 225 amino acids. The transcript is spliced from 7 exons. Gene Ontology annotation, biological process: cellular response to lipopolysaccharide; negative regulation of T cell proliferation; immune response. The record is from RefSeq and is a predicted model, not a curated record. Lineage: Eukaryota; Metazoa; Chordata; Actinopteri; Anabantiformes; Osphronemidae.